AUGGCCCCAUUAGUCUGGCUCAUCACGGGCUGCUCGUCCGGCUUCGGCGCCCAGUUCGUGCAUUCAGCUCUCGCCCGCGGGGACAAGGUGAUCGCAACGGGACGCAACGCCGCAACAAAGCUGAAGCAGUUCGAGGGCACCGGCGCAGCCAUCGUCGACCUAGAUGUCAGUCUGCCCGAGGCCGAGGUCAAGAAGAUUAUCGAUGAGGCAGUCAAGAUCUAUGGCCGGAUCGAUGUGCUGGUGAACAAUGCCGGCUACGGCCUCAACGAGGAUUACCAGAAGCUUUUCAACGUGAACUUCUUUGGCGCCCUCUCUGUCACUCGCGCGGUACUUCCGUACAUGCGCGCGCAGCAAUCCGGCACCAUUGCCUUUGUCGGUUCGAUGUACGCUUGGUGGGCGCCCACCAUGGUAUCGGUGUACGGCGCGGCAAAGGGUGCACUCAAAGCCAUCGUUGACGGCCUCGCCGCCGAGCUGGCCCCCUUCAACAUCCGCACCAUCGACUUCGAGCCGGGAUUUUUCCACACCCAGCUCACAGACCUAUCAAAGCUCCUCGAGAAUGCCUCCACGGCGCCGCCGCUGGAUGAUUAUGCUGGCCAUCGUGCGGCGAUGGCCAAUGUUGCGGGGGCAAUGGCCGGCAACGAGCGCGGCGACGUCAAGAAGGGCGUCGAGCUGAUGGUGGACGUCAUCCGUGGCGAAGGGCGUGCUAGCGGAAAAAAGAUACCGCCUAGGCUGCCGAUCGGGGAUGACGCCGUGAGAGUGGUGGAGGGGACGUGUCGGAAUAUGCUGAAGAUUAUCGAUGAGUGGAGAGGCGAUGUGGCUGGGACAACUGAUAGGGACGAGUUUAAGGGUGAGGUGCCGGGGAUCGAGGCGAUUGUGACGGUACCGGACGUUUAG
Messenger RNA from Chaetomium globosum CBS 148.51, 894 nucleotides. RefSeq lists its product as uncharacterized. The record is from RefSeq and is a predicted model, not a curated record. Lineage: Eukaryota; Fungi; Ascomycota; Sordariomycetes; Sordariales; Chaetomiaceae. The transcript has 3 exons. Bases 1 to 894 code for a protein of 297 amino acids. Gene Ontology annotation, molecular function: oxidoreductase activity.